Cucumis sativus (cucumber) is the source of this 2396-nucleotide messenger RNA. RefSeq names its product cytochrome P450 97B2, chloroplastic. Gene Ontology annotation, cellular component: chloroplast. Lineage: Eukaryota; Viridiplantae; Streptophyta; Magnoliopsida; Cucurbitales; Cucurbitaceae. Bases 587 to 2245 code for a protein of 552 amino acids. Gene Ontology annotation, molecular function: oxidoreductase activity, acting on paired donors, with incorporation or reduction of molecular oxygen; iron ion binding; heme binding. The record is from RefSeq and is a predicted model, not a curated record. The transcript is spliced from 14 exons.
UUUAAUGCAUCACUUGUCACUAAAAUUUCAGUUCUCAUCUUUCUGACCCAAAAUAUCAUUCAUCGGAUAAGAAUUUUCCCAGAAAGAGCUGGUGGGGGCUGCAAAAAUGGCCGGAAAGUAGACUCCAUGCGCACCAAUUUUUGUAUGCACUUCAGUACUGUGUUAUAUUGGGUUAGAUAACACAAAUCCUUGGUGGGUUUUCGCACUAAACAUUAGAGAAAACAGAGGGAGCAAAAAAGUUGUUUUCUUUUUUAAGAAAUAAAAAAUUCUCUCCCAAUCCCACCUGGACGGUUCGUUUCAUAUUUCUUUCACUGAAUUCUUGAGUGUCCUUCGAUUUCCUUUCCCCCCCUUUUUGUGCACUCAGUGAUUUAUUACUGAUUUUGCGUCACUGCUCAGUUUGUUUAUUUAAGAUUGGUGUGUCACUUGGGAAUGGCUAUGGCGGCCACUGCCCUUUGGAACCUGCCUUCUGCUCUCUUCCAUGGAAAUCCACACAGAAAUGAAAUUGGGUUUCUGGGUAUGUCGAGACAGCCCAUCAAGUAUCUCAAAUACAAUCUUAGAGCUCCGGUUGUGAGAUGAAGGGGGAAGGAUGUGGUUAAGUUGUGGAACUUGUUGUUUAUGGGGCAAUCGUGUGAAAUGUUUGUGUAGAUGCCAAUCAACUGACGUUGGUGAACCGAAAACAAAAAGAAAUCUUCUUGACAAUGCUAGCAAUCUUCUUACCAAUUUGUUAAGUGGUGGAAAUUUGGGAUCUAUGCCGAUAGCUGAAGGUGCAGUCUCUGAUUUGUUCGGCCGCCCACUCUUCUUUGCUCUGUAUGAUUGGUUCUUAGAGCAUGGAUCUGUUUAUAAACUUGCCUUUGGACCAAAAGCAUUUGUUGUUGUAUCAGAUCCUAUCGUGGCAAAAUAUAUUCUUCGUGAAAACGCAUUUUCUUAUGACAAGGGAGUGCUUGCUGAUAUUCUAGAACCGAUCAUGGGCAAAGGACUUAUACCAGCUGAUCUUGACACUUGGAAGCAGAGGAGACGAGUUAUAGCUCCUGGGUUCCAUACCUAUUACUUGGAAGCUAUGACCAAAGUGUUCGCUGAUUGUUCAGAACGAUCAAUUCUGAAAUUGGAGAAGCUUCUUGGAGAAGGUGAACUACAGAAGGAUAAAACCAUUGAGUUGGAUAUGGAAGCAGAGUUUUCGAGUUUGGCUCUUGAUAUCAUUGGACUCGGUGUUUUCAACUAUGAUUUUGGUUCUGUAACCAAAGAAUCUCCAGUGAUUAAGGCUGUAUAUGGAACCCUUUUUGAAGCAGAGCAUAGAUCAACUUUCUAUAUCCCAUACUGGAAAGUACCUUUGGCAAGGUGGAUAGUCCCAAGGCAGCGUAAAUUCCAUAGUGACCUUAAGGUUAUUAAUGACUGUCUUGAUGGACUAAUACGAAAUGCAAGAGAAACCCGAGAGGAAGCUGAUGUUGAGAAAUUGCAGCAAAGGGACUAUUUAAAUCUCAAGGAUGCCAGUCUUUUGCGUUUCUUGGUUGAUAUGCGGGGAGUUGAUGUCGAUGAUCGGCAGCUUAGGGAUGAUCUGAUGACAAUGCUUAUUGCCGGGCAUGAAACAACUGCUGCUGUGCUUACAUGGGCUGUUUUUUUGCUUGCACAAAACCCUUCAAAAAUGAAAAAGGCUCAGGCAGAGAUCGAUUUGGUUCUUGGCAAGGGGAAGCCAACUUUUGAAUUAUUUAAAGAAUUGAAGUACAUCAGACUUAUCGUCGCAGAGACUCUUCGUUUAUUUCCUCAGCCACCUUUGCUAAUAAGACGAGCUCUCAAACCAGAUACAUUGCCAGGAGGAUACAAUGGGGACAAAAAUGGAUAUGCAAUACCUGCUGGGACUGACAUCUUCAUCUCUGUUUACAAUCUCCACAGAUCUCCAUACUUCUGGGAGAACCCUCAAGAAUUUGAACCAGAGAGAUUUCAAGUAAAGAGGGCAAGUGAAGGAAUUGAAGGGUGGGACGGUUUCGACCCAUCGAGAAGCCCUGGAGCUCUAUACCCUAAUGAGAUUGUAUCAGACUUUUCCUUCUUACCAUUUGGUGGAGGACCAAGAAAAUGUGUGGGUGAUCAAUUUGCUCUAAUGGAAUCAACUAUAGCACUGGCUAUGUUACUGCAGAAGUUUGAUGUGGAACUAAGAGGAAGUCCAGAAUCUGUUGAACUUGUUACUGGGGCCACUAUACAUACCAAAAGUGGGUUGUGGUGCAAAUUGAGAAGAAGAUCACAAGUGAAUUGAUAUAUGACAUUCUUGUUACCCAAAGAAUAUGGUACACUUAUCUGUGCAUGUAUGAUAAUACUUGGGAAAUUGUUUCUUUCUUUUCGUAAAAAGAGAUGUCAGUUCAUUUAUAAUAUGAUAAAAAUAACCAAAAAAUUGGUUUUGAGUUCAA